Molecule: messenger RNA, 882 nt
Organism: Lachancea dasiensis
Lineage: Eukaryota; Fungi; Ascomycota; Saccharomycetes; Saccharomycetales; Saccharomycetaceae
Source: the annotation of a GenBank genome assembly
AUGUCCGGUUAUCAGCAUCUUUCAAAGGCUGGAAGCCGGUUUUUAAAACAAGUGGAAGCCAGGCCCAAGCAUUUGGUUGACCAUUUCAAAAAGUUCGAGGAAAAGUCUAUGCCAUCAUUUUUAGUACCCUCUAUUCCCAGAGUUGAAGACCAUGAAAAGUUUCAAACGGCCAGAGAUUGGAAAUACAUGCCAGGCGACCGGGUGGUUGUGACCAAAGGCAAAUGGAAGGGACAAGUUUGCGUAAUUCAGCAGUUGGACAGAGAAACCAAUGGGUUCGUGCUGGACGAAAAUGGACCCACGAAGACGGUUCCAGUACCAAAACAGUUUUGGUCAGAGGGUCAGAACUCACACAUGGUGACUUUUCCUAUGGCCGUUGCGCAAAAAGACGUCAAACUGGUGGCCGAUAUUGACGAUCCAGCAGUGUCUGGAGCUACCAAAACUGUGGCCGUUCGCGAUAUUGUAUAUCGGGGCUCCUAUUACGACAGCGAAUACAAGAAGAUGAUGCCGUAUCGUUGUGUCUCAGGGCAAGAGGAUUUGGUGAUACCGUGGCCCAAGCCCGAAGCCAAACCAGACGGCUCCUUGGCCACGGCCCCAGAAGUUGCAAGAGAGCAGACUUUUUGGGUGUCUAGUAUAGCUCAAAAUCCUAUUCCACAGGGUGCUUUACUCACGGUCCGCAAUCCGAAGUCGAAGUUUAGAAGAGGAACCCUAUCGGCUAGCGAUAUUGCCAAACUUGUAGCACCUAAGAUGCCUUUGUCUGAGACGAAGAAGGCCUAUGUUGCUGAGAGAAAGGAACAGGCAUCUGUACCAAAACGUAAACUCUCCGAGCAGGAUAAAGAACUGAUCGGAAACAAGAUCUUCGAGCAUCUGAGCAAGAACCUGUGA